Molecule: messenger RNA, 620 nt
Organism: Limulus polyphemus (Atlantic horseshoe crab)
Lineage: Eukaryota; Metazoa; Arthropoda; Merostomata; Xiphosura; Limulidae
Product: neuromedin-K receptor-like
Exons: 4
Coding region: 1-507 (168 amino acids)
Biological process (GO): G protein-coupled receptor signaling pathway
Cellular component (GO): plasma membrane
Molecular function (GO): tachykinin receptor activity
Source: RefSeq, a predicted model, not a curated record
AUGAGUCCCCCGGUGGAACGGAGUUCAAAUAGAUAUGUGGCAGUUGUGCAUCCUCUGAACCCUCGAAUGUCGAAGAAGAGUGCCUUGCUAUUAACUGCAUUAAUCUGGGUGGUUCGAAUGCUCGUUGCUGUAGCUUUAGUCUUUGCCAUCUGCUGGCUACCGUACCACGUGUAUUUCAUCUACGCUUAUCACCAUCCGAAAAUUCUUAAAACUGACUACAUCCAGCAUGUUUACCUGGCUUUCUACUGGUUAGCCAUGUCCAACUCAACGUAUAACCCCAUCGUGUAUUACUGCAUGAAUAACAGAUUUAAGCGGUAUUUUCGUAAGGUUUUGUGUUGUUGCCGGAAAACCACAGAAAACGUUGCCUGUCCGGGAAGAAGCUCCGUUGAAGGUUCUGCGACGAGGCUGAGAUCUUUCACAAGAAGAACCCUUUUGAGAAAAUCUACGCUUUCAAAAGCUAAUCAAGUGAACAAGAUGAACACCAACGAUUUGAUUGAUGAUGUAUGAUUGGCCGAACUAAAUAUCCAAUCUGUGUACAUGUAAACGAUUUUAAACCAAUCAGAAUUUCUCUGUCUUUAGUAGAACUCAGAUGUUAGCCACCAGUAGUUUAAUUGUCCUCU